Messenger RNA from Botrytis deweyae, 954 nucleotides. RefSeq lists its product as uncharacterized. Bases 1 to 954 code for a protein of 317 amino acids. Lineage: Eukaryota; Fungi; Ascomycota; Leotiomycetes; Helotiales; Sclerotiniaceae. The record is from RefSeq and is a predicted model, not a curated record. The transcript has a single exon. Gene Ontology annotation, molecular function: hydrolase activity.
AUGGCGGGCCAACAAUCAAAAAUCCCCACCCGCGUGAUGGUCAUUUCAGACACCCACACCUUCGAAUUCAACGAUGCCGAUAUUCCUCUCUCACUCUCUAAAAUCCCAUCAGAUAUAGAUGUUCUUCUUCACUGUGGUGAUCUCACUAGAUUUGGCGGCUUAUCCGAAUAUCGCAGCGCUCUUCAAAUGUUGAAAGCCAUCCCCGCCAAGUUAAAGCUCGUGAUCGCUGGAAAUCACGAUCGGACUUUGGAUAAAACAUGGGUUGUACGCAAUCUUGGCCACUCAUACACCAGCGAAGAAUAUAAAGCGGAUUUAGAGGAAUGCGCUGCGGGAAAUGAGAUUAUGAAGGGUGAUAUGGCGCGGGAUGCUGGUGUUACUUAUUUGGAGGAGGGGGUUCAUGAUUUUAGCCUGGAGAAUGGAGCAGCGUUGAGGAUCUAUGCAAGUCCAUAUACACCUGAAUUUUGCGGGUUUGGAUUCGCGUAUGAAAGAUAUCAGGAUCGCUUUAAUGGUCCAGAUGAACUUGAUUUGGGGAUGCAAAGCGUGCAUGGCGCGGUGCGAAUACCGAGUUUUGGAGAGGAUGAUGGCGGUAAGAAUAUUGACAUUGUCAUGACUCAUGGUCCUCCAAUGGCCGUUUUAGACGAAGUCUAUGGACGUGCUGGACAUGUAGGAUGCUGUAAUUUAAUCAAGGCACUGGAAAGAGCGAAACCGACAUUAUUUUGCUGCGGUCACAUUCAUGAAGCGCAUGGUGCAGAAGUAGCGACUUGGGGAGAGGAUGGCAUUUCAAAGAUGAGAAAGGUUGAAUGUGGGUGGCCGGAGUUGAAUAUUGAACCUAUUGAAGAAGGUAAAGAAACUUUAAUGGUCAAUGCAAGCAUAAUGAACUUGAGGUAUCAGCCAACGCAGAAGCCUUGGUAUAUUGAACUCGCUCUACCUAAAACGACGGCAACGGAGAUCUAG